Ciona intestinalis (vase tunicate) is the source of this 3240-nucleotide messenger RNA. RefSeq lists its product as uncharacterized. The record is from RefSeq and is a predicted model, not a curated record. Gene Ontology annotation, molecular function: guanyl-nucleotide exchange factor activity. Gene Ontology annotation, biological process: regulation of ARF protein signal transduction. NCBI's taxonomy places the organism in Eukaryota, Metazoa, Chordata, Ascidiacea, Phlebobranchia, Cionidae.
UGUUAUAUUGAUCAGUAAUUUAGCCUACAUUAGGCAAGAACUAACAGUCGGUGCUGUACUGCUGUAUUAUGGAUAUCGAAAGCAUGAGAUCGCUGGACCUGGACGGGCCGAAAAGCUCUAACAUUGGUUACUAUUCAAAUAACUACAAUGGGUUUGAACAUAAUAGCCAGAAAUGUGACCCUUCUUUGCUUCAGGAGAAUAACCUAAACUCAUUUACUUCUUCAUGUGGAUUUACAUCAAGAAAUGUACAAAUGGUUAUCCCUGAACAACGGAACAGUUUUACUUCUGGUUCAAAUGAUGAGUCUCUUGCAAGCCUAACCAAACAUGUCAGGGCACCAUCUGACAGUGAAACAGACACCUCUUCCAGUGUCUUUGACGUCAGUCGUUUUCCUGAAAAUUCAGAAAAUCCCGGUAAUACAAAUGUCAAGAAGGUUUUAAAUGAGGCCAGAAAUGGUUACACUGUUCAUGAGAAAAUGGAAAGAAGAGACAGCGGUUUUCACACAAUGACUAGAAAUCAUGAUGGGUCUGAACGACCAUUGACAGUAGAUAAAUUAAAAAUAGGAAAAUCUAACUCUGAUAUUGUCAUGUCAAAACCCAUAGUUGUAAAAAGUGCCUUGUCAUUACCAAUAGAGGAAACUGCUCCGAUCCGAAGACACAGGUCCUCUCCUCUUAUGCAGAGAAAAACCCAAAGACAAAAUAUUGACCAAGAUCAAUCAGAUCAGAAAAUGGAUGAUCUUGCUCGAAGGCUAUUUUACCUUGAUGGGUAUCAGAAAAAUGAAGUAAUGAAGCAUCUUUCAAAGAAGGAAGCAUAUUCAGAGAAACUUUCAAUGAAAUACAUGGAGUUCUUGGAGCUGUCAAAUCAAUCUCUUGAAGAUGGCUUAAGAUUACUUCUUAAAAGAUUAGCAUUGCUUGGCGAAACUCAGGAGCGAGAGAGAGUUCUCAGCUCGUUUUCGAAACAAUUUGUCCAACGCAACCCGACGUUCCUUCGGGGAGAUUUAGAUGCCACUCAUACAUUGGUGUGCGCUAUCGCCCUGCUGAACACCGACCUUAACGGGGUCAAAGCUACCGGAAGACGCCGAAUGACGUGCAAGCAGUUUAUUAACAACCUGGCAGGCAUGGGUCCAGACGGAGGCAAUUUCCCCACGGACACGCUAAAGGAAAUUUACCGCUCUAUUAAGAAGAAGCCGCUACCGUGGUGUGAGGAGAAAAUUGAAAUUAAAUCAAGGACGAGAUCGGGUGCGACGGCUAGGGCAAUAAACAAAUCCGCUGCACCCAAGAGCGCUUCUGUUUCGAGAUCACAGUCAAUGAAUCAGCCGACUCGUAGUCACGUCCGUCCUCUUCCGGUCUCACGAGAGGACUCGGGGGUGCUCCGUAGGGAGCUGGGCGGAGGUCGGAACAGCAAGACAAAAACAUUACCUCGGAAACAAGGAGUUUUGUGGAGGAAGGCAGUCGUUGAAUCAGAUGGCAACAAAACCGCCAAGCGAAAGCGGAAGUGGAAGUUAUAUAUUGUUGCGUUACAAGGUUUGGAGUUACAAGUCGUCAAGAAAGACUCCGUGUCUUCCCAAAUCUCGCUACAUCACUGCGUGGCAGAGGUAGAAGAAAAUCAAAACGCAACGAAGAGGCGUCAUGUGUUUCGGAUCACGCUUGCAGAUACCAGCGUGGCUCUCUACCAAACCAAUUCACUGGAUGAACAGAAACAGUGGGUUGAUUGCAUCAACAGGAAUACCGCACUUCUAUCGGCAGCUCCCUUAUCCGCCGGUGUAGGAUCCCAAUAUCGCUUUCAGAAACCUCUCCACCCCUCCCACUCAUCUACGUUGCCUGUGCACAAGCAACUGCAGGAUCAGCAAGAACGUCUCAAAUCACUUUAUGCUGAUCUGGAAGAAUUGCGGAACGAAAAGAUUGACAAGAACAGAUCGGACAGCGAAAAGAAAUAUCGAGAAGAUAAAGAAACCUAUCUAGUCUGGGAGAUACGCAAGUAUGAGUUAUACACAAACACAUUGGAAGGCUUGAUGGAUUCAACUCAACAGAGGUUUAACGAACUGCAGAAGGUUGUGGAAGAAGAUGAACCUCCGGACUCACACAGUCUCCUCUCUGUAUCACCAAGCGAACCGGGAUCUUACUUCCCAUCUGUUACUGAGAACUGUGAAUCCGGAAACCUUUCCAGCUCCUCUGAUGCUCAGCAUCAUCCACGAUCACCACUGAGUCCUGCAUCUUCACUUCCCAACCUUAUUCCAAUGAGUGUUCAUCGCUUUCCAGUUCUUGAUGUGAGCAGCUCUUUACGAAAUUCCUCCUCAGCUUCAUCCGGAUCGUAUGAACCCGAUCCAACUAUAAAAAUCACACCGCCAACUGAGCAGCAAGCCAGCGCCAAUUCCAACAACUCCAAUGCAGUUAUAAUGCUUGAACGGGUAAACCUAAAAGCAGAUAUCAGCUCAAACAAAAGUGAAUCACUGGAGGAAACGGAUUAUCCUCCAAAACCUCCACAUUCAUCCACUCUUCCAAAACCGAAGUCAAACUUGAUCACAACCUCGAUCCUCUCCAGCAGCUUCUCAACGAUGCCAAAGCAGUUCCCUUCGAGAACAGCUGUUCCCAUCCAAGAUUACAAGGACUUUCCUCGCAUCCGAGGAAGAAAAGAACGAAAAGGAGCAUCCCGAUACAGCUACCUACAAGCGGUUCACGAUGUGGAUGAAAUCAACUGAACUGGAACCUCCUAAUGAUGAAAUAAUGACAUUUCUUUUAUUCUUUCCAGUCGAAGCUAAUUCUUUCUUCAUUCUCUCCCUCGCUUAAAUGAAGCUUACGUUUUUAGCAGGAGUCCCAAGUGUAAACAUUGUUUGUUGUAUUUCUGUGUCGUGAACGUGCAAUGCUUUUCAUAUUUUAAUCAUUUUUAUAUUAUCUUGUUUUCUUCCCAUCGAGAUUUUAAUUAGUAGUUUUAAUUAAUUGAAUUAUCGCACGAGUGACUUCACCCACGUUCCUUUAAUCACGUGAUUCGAGUUUCAAAUCAAGCCGAAGACGAAGUGGCCGCAAGUCACUCUUUUCGUUCAUUACAUGCAAUUGUUGUAUGCUUCCGAUCAUUCACCGUCACAAUGCUGUGUAUUACGUCACUAUCACCGGGCUGCACCACUCGGCCUACGUCGUAUUUUUUUGUUGACAAAAGCUGGGGAAGUUCUCGCAUGUUCCUUAUGCUCGAACCUGAGGUCGUGUUAUACGUCCUCCAUAACAGAGCUUAUAAACCACGUGAUUUGA